This is a messenger RNA of Mesocricetus auratus (golden hamster), 4368 nucleotides long. RefSeq names its product calcium binding protein 1 (gene Cabp1). The coding region runs from base 2994 to 3770 and encodes 258 amino acids. The record is from RefSeq and is a predicted model, not a curated record. Gene Ontology annotation, molecular function: calcium ion binding. The transcript has 6 exons. NCBI's taxonomy places the organism in Eukaryota, Metazoa, Chordata, Mammalia, Rodentia, Cricetidae.
UCAAAGAUCUGCUGGCUCUGCCUCCAAAGUGCUAGGAUCAAAGGUGUGCAUCCCCACACCCAGUCCCUAGUGGGUGGUCUGCUACGCGCAAUGCCAAGUGUAUCAUGCUAAACACACGUUAGCAUUUCAUCGCCACUAGAGAUAAAGGGCGGAGUAGGGAAGUGGAAAAGACAGAGAUGGUUACCCGUGCUUUCAGGUUUUUAUUUUGUUGUUUGUUUUGUUUUGGAGGUGAAGCCUCUGUUUGUAGCCCAGGUUGGCCUGGAACUCAAAAUCCUCCUGCCUUAGCUGCUUUACGUUAGAAAUAUAAUACAGGCAUGAGCCACCACACUGGGGUAUAGCUUAUUUCCCCAACCUCGGGCAUGCUAACCCUACGCCUCUACCACCGAGCCAUGGUGCGGCUGGCGAGGUGCUGAGUCCACUGGAUAAGUGAUCUUAAACCUUAGGAGUUAUUUUUUUUCUGGAUUAUUUGCAACAUAUCAGACAUCUGCCAUCUCUCUUGCUCUUCUCUACCAAAUAGUCCUCUUGGCUAGUUUGCAGGGAAGGGAACUGGAUUCAGAGAUAAGGGUUUCUGAGGUCACUCAGUCGCUAGCAAGCAGAGCUGGGAUUUAGAGCCUGCACUGUGUAAAGUCGGAGCUGGUGUUUUAUGUGUGCUUUUUCUUUCUCCUGCUGCCAGAAAUGUUAUUCAUAAUUUCCCAAAUAUGACCUUCGAGAUCGUCUAGUCCAACUCCCUGCUCUGUACAGCAAAAUGUCCUCUGCCAUCUCAUUAAGCACAGCGCCCUUCAAGCUCUCCUUGACCGUGAGCAGAGGGGGUGGGGGGUUGACCUGCGUGCCCUCGGCCAGUGUGCAUUGUUAGAGAGCCAGAGGUCAUGAUGUUCUCUUGAUAUGCUGGCCUCUCCUGGGCCCAAGCCAGACGUUAUUGGCCCCUGGCUCAACUUCUUGAUUGGAAGUGGGGAGCUGGACAUGGUGAUAGGUAGCCUGCUUCCGGCCCUGAACUGGCCAGGACCAGCCUGUCAGGUGCCAUCAUCGCUGGCUGGGGAAGAACGGCUGCCUCCUGGGGCAACCGGGUGCCAGGCAGAGUUAUAAUCAAGAGAUGCAGUGGAAAUUCCCCAACCACCACUGGUUCCUUCUUUGUGGGAGCAAAUCCCUCUCCAUCAGUCUCAUUUCUUUGCCGAUUGGCAGACGUUCCCCCAUUUCCUCUGGAGCCAGAAGUACAUGCCUUCUGGCACCCAACAUCUCUCAACUUACUCUACCAACAUCAUUGUCCUCAUCAGCAGCAUCAUUGCUGUAACUACGGCAACUUUAUUUAUUUGGCUCUUACCUUGUUCUACACACAGUGCAAAGCACUGUAUAAGCAGGAGCUCGGUUGCCACUCACUCACAAGGGCCUGUGGAUGCAGAUGAUUGCCCCCAGUGUGUGGAGGAUGCUGGGGCACAAGGCCACACAGCAAGCAGUGGCAGACCAGAGCUCGUCCGGAGCCAGCACAUUAGGCCCCCUUAGGAUUCUGUGCCACCCGCCGCCGCCUCCUUCUAGAGGAGCCAACAUGUGUGAGAUUCCGCCAGAAACUGGAAGUCUGCUUUCCCACAAGCAUCUCCAAUCAGAUUGCUUCCUGAAGUUAGUCCUGGGCUUCUCUUGGACCUCCUUAGAAGGAAAGACCCUCUGGUCUUUACUAGUUCCUGAACAGGUUCAGAGGUGCGAGUGAACGGAGCAGAGAUUCAAGCUAGAGUGGGCCUUGGUCUGAGACUCUGUGUCUCCUCUGAGGAAGGGAUAGACUGUUCCUCCCUCUCUAGGUCUGGAAGGGGAGCAUAGAGUGGUUGAAGGGGCUGGAAUCGAGUCUCCAUCAGCAGCCCCUCUGGAGGAGGGCUCAGAGGAGAAACGUGAGAGGACAGGACAAGGGAGGCUCCUCCAGCACAGGCUGCCCCGCUCUCCAUGUGAGCUUUGCUCAGCUAGAGGCAGCUUGUUGGACUAGGACUAGAUGGCACAGAGAGAAUAUAGCUCUGCGCGCCUCAGACAGACAGUCCUCUUGGGAGUCCAGCUACCCUGCCUGUCCUUGGGGGAUGUUCUGCCCCAGACUCCCACGCUGAAGAGAGGCUGUUCAUUGCAGGGCACAGUGCUGAGACCUGGAUUCUUGAGAGGCACUGGGCAUGCUGGGAGGCCUGGGUCCAGUCAUAUGUUGUGUCUGGAUGCUGCUGUUGUCCUAAGGGGAGGGUCUGUGCAGCAUGCUGACUUUUCAUAACUGUGGGAAUCUACAGGGAGUAUGAGAGGCUGGCUGGGGCCUGAGAGUGCAGCUAUAUUCGGUCAGCUGGCGGGGCUCCAGCCUCAGCCUCUAGAGGUCAAGCAGGCCAAGUCAGCCUGGGCAUGGAGCCAGGGAAAGAGGGAGGGUAGGCAAGGAAAACUGCUGGAGGACUGCCCAGUCAUGCCGUCACGAGCAGGUGGAAUCUGGGCCCAGGUGGGUCCUGUCUCCCUGCUGGUGCUUUGGACCAGAUUUGGCACCUGUGGGCUGGGACGCAGUCAGUACAGCUGUCCGGGUAGAGUGGGCACCCAGCACCCGUCUGCCUGGUUCCCACCCUUCACAGCCUGCCUGCCUCAUUUGUCAGCGAUGGCAUCUAUGUUUGUGACUUCCAGUCAGCAGACUUGUGGAGCCUGUUUGUUCUCUGUGUAGCUGGGAGACAAGGGUGCAGGCCUGAGGGUUGAGUUGAGACACUGGGGACACUUGGGGGAAGCGCAUGUUUCUGUGUGACACUGAGUUGGGGCAGAAGCCUCCUUCUGUCCGCUUCACUCUCUGAACUUCAUGCAUGCAAGUGUGUGAUUCCCUGGAUAUACUCGUGUGUGUGUGUGUGUGUGUGUGUGUGUGUGUCUGCACGUGCACGCGCGGGUGUGCGUUCCCACUAGAGAGCACCGUACUUCAAGCCUCACAUCUAACUCUCCAUGGGACAACUAUUUCAGCCAAGGACUAGAGUCUCCAUUUGUUGGAUCAAUUAUAUACCGCACUGUACAUGCUAAAGCUCUCACUUCAACAAGUGACUCUCAAGUGUGUCCUAGAACCAACAGCCAGGCUGGGGCUGGUGAGGGGCCCAGAUGAACAGGGAGGUGACACCUCACCCCUCUUUCUAUUUGCUUGGUGUUGGCUGAAGAUGCGCCAGGAGGAGAAGAGCAGCUACAUGGUGGUGCAGACAAGCGAGGAGGGCCUGGCAGCUGGCGGUGAGCUUUCCGGACCACUCAUGAUGCUGGCCCAGAACUGCGCCGUCAUGCACAACCUGCUGGGUCCUGCCUGCAUUUUUCUGCGGAAGGGCUUUGCUGAGAACAGACAGCCUGACAGAGCAUUACGACCAGAGGAGAUCGAAGAGCUCCGAGAGGCCUUCCGGGAAUUCGACAAGGACAAGGACGGUUACAUCAACUGCCGGGACCUGGGGAACUGCAUGCGCACCAUGGGCUACAUGCCCACUGAGAUGGAGCUCAUUGAGCUGUCCCAGCAGAUCAACAUGAACUUGGGUGGCCAUGUGGAUUUUGAUGACUUUGUGGAACUAAUGGGACCUAAACUCCUGGCGGAGACAGCAGAUAUGAUUGGUGUAAAGGAACUGAGAGAUGCCUUUCGGGAGUUUGACACCAAUGGUGAUGGGGAGAUAAGCACCAGUGAGCUGCGAGAGGCCAUGAGGAAGCUACUGGGUCAUCAGGUGGGACACCGAGACAUAGAGGAAAUUAUCCGAGAUGUGGACCUCAAUGGAGACGGACGAGUGGACUUUGAAGAGUUCGUCCGGAUGAUGUCCCGCUGAGGCUGCCAGGGCUUCUCCAGGACUGCCAACUCCCACCGGCGGGGAGAAGAGUCGAGCUCGCCUCACCCCGCAGUAGCUGCCGAGAGCCCAGGAUGUACUGGCGGAUGGGGCCUGCCUGCACCCGGGGAGGUGCCCACCCCGGACCCCCACCCCUCUGCACUGUGAAAGACUCACAACUCCUGCAACUGGAAAAGGGGGGCGCCCGCCGGCGAGGAGGCCACAGUGCCAAGCCGGUACAGGACAAGCAAGGCGCCAAGUGCCAUGUGCCCAGCUGCUGCUGGCUGGGUGGGCCAGGGAGCCCGCCAGCAGACCCCACACAGCAUGACUGCCCCAGGGCAGAGCCUUCCAGCACACUCCUGAGCUCUAUGCCCGUCCCAGCUCGCCUAGCCCUUUGAUCUCAGAACCAAUAAAAAAAAAAAAAAGCCGAGAAUGACAGCCAGGGUGUGCUUUGCUUUGGGCCUGGUUAGAGGAUAUUCACCUUGCCCCAGAACCUCCCGCAUGCCCAGAAUUGGAUGGAAUUUCUUGCCCGCCACGUACAUUGACCGAGUAACUGUUCUGUACCCAGUAAUCUCUGUUCUCAUAUAUUACAUAGGCCAGA